Molecule: messenger RNA, 1356 nt
Organism: Rotaria socialis
Lineage: Eukaryota; Metazoa; Rotifera; Eurotatoria; Philodinida; Philodinidae
Source: the annotation of a GenBank genome assembly
AUGUAUACUAAUCUUGCUGUUUUCGCUCGUUUAUUUAUUAAUAAUCGUCGUUUUUGGAUACCAUGUAUGAUGCUGUUUUGUCUAUGUGCUCUAUCUAUUUUUCUACAACAGUCAAAUCAAGUAGAAACAUCUCUUUCUACACAACGGUCACAUGACUUUCCAUAUUCAUAUUCGAAUUCGUUGACAUAUGAUGAGGUGAAAUCUUUACUGGAUCAAUUAUUUGAUUCUGAAAUUCCGCUUGUUGAUCUACAAUCAAUAUGGAAUAAAAUAAUUGAAAUUUGGAAACAAAUUUUAAAAAAAUUUCUUCGUGAUGCUUGUGAAUUAUGCCAUGAAAAUGAUUCCUAUUGUUAUGAAUCUAUUGAUUUAAAUCGUUAUGUUUAUUAUAUAAAUGAAUCGUUUUAUCCAAUAAAUGAAAGUAAACGUCCAGUUGGUAUGGGUAUUUAUUAUUAUUUUGAUUUAAAAACAUUACGUUCAGUUAAUAAUUCCAUAUUACCGACCGAUGUUUCAUAUUGUGAUUAUUUUCAUAUGAUGCAAUUAAUGAUUAAUGUUCAAACUAUUUUACAUCAAGCACAAAUUAAAUAUUUUCUUACUAAAGGUACAUUAAUUGGUGUUCUUCGUCAUCAUGAUGUUAUACCAUGGGAUACUGAUAUUGAUUUAUUUAUUCCAUCGUCUGCAACACAAAAAAUACUUAACUCAUUUCGUCAAGUUAAUUCAACAUCAGUCAAAACUCCAAUCAAGCCUUCAAAUAAUACAACAACAACAACAACAACUCCAAAAAGUACAACAAUAAGAAUGUCUAAAGAUCGAGCAUCUUUUCAUAAUGAUUUAGUUGUUUAUCGUUUUAAAAAUAUUCAUCGAGUAACAUCGUAUAAAAUUUUCUCUCUUCGUUCGCCACUUGUUAAUAAAACUAAUUAUCGGUGGCCUAAAAUUGAUAUAUUUCCAUAUGAAGAAAACAAAACACAUAUAUAUGCAUAUCCAAAACAUCAACAUAAUCUUGGUACGAUGAAUUAUCUGGCUAAAUCUGAUCUUGAGCCAAUUUAUCUGCGUAUAUUAGGCCCACUACUUGUACCUAGUCCACGUCAUCUUCGUUUAUCAUUAAAAGCAAUGAUAAAAUUAGGUCGUUCAAAUUUAUUUUACGCUUGCGAAGGAAAUACAUUUUUACAUCGGUAUAAUCGUGGCCCAACAGAAACUUGGCGUGUACCAUGUAAAGAAUUGCAUAGAACGUAUCCAUUUGUUCAAAAUGAACGUAAUCUUACAACCAGUUUAUGUUUUGAAGAGCUUAAAUUUCCUCAGUUAAAUCAAAGUUUAAGUUUAUAUCAAUAUCGAUGCGCUGAAGAUUUACGAAGAACAUUAUAG